UUCGACCGUAAUUUUUACGAUUUCGUCGCUUUUUUCUGACAGCGGGUGAACGUUGCAGUGCAGGGUGCUGGGAUGUAUAAAAGAUCAUUACCCGCUUGCAGGAUAGUGCAGUUGGAUUCUUCGUCGUGUGCAGUGCUGUUACAUCAUGUUUAUCAAGAUUGUGACAAUUGCCUCGCUGGUGGCGUGUUCGCAAGCAGGCCUUGUUCCCGCCCUUUCUACUCACAGCGUGGCUCUAGGACCGGCUCUAGCUCCAGCUCUAGCCCCGGCUCCUGCUCUAUACGGACCCUCUUUCCUGAAAGCUCCGGUUGCUGCAGCUCCAGCGUACGUUAAAGCUGCGCCGUCGGUAGACUACGUGGCGUACCCUAAAUACGAGUUUAAAUAUGGCGUCGCAGACGGCCAUACUGGCGACCAGAAAACACAAACCGAGGUUCGUGAUGGUGACGUAGUCAAGGGUUCGUAUUCGUUGGUGGAACCCGAUGGUACUAUCAGGACCGUCCAUUACACUGCUGAUGACCACAAUGGGUUCAACGCUGUGGUGUCCAGAGCCGGCCAUGCUGUCCAUCCUGCUACGCCCAUUGCGGUGGCGCCGAAAGUUCUUGCAGCUCCUGCUGUAGCAGCGCCGGUUUAUGGGCACGCCGUCGCGGCGCCUGUCUAUGGACAUGCAGUGGCGGCGCCUUUGGGUUUGGGAGGAUAUUUCAAAGGAUAACCGGUUUUUGUCCAGGAUACAUGCAAUUAGGGCGUUCCCACACUUAUACCUCUUUUAAUUAACUAGGGAAUGACCUAAUUGUGUUGCACUGAAUGACUGUUCUUGUUCAGUGCAAAAUGUAUCCUGCUGAUGGUGACUGUGAGAAGUGCAUCGAUUAGUCGCAACUGCUGUGCUCUUAUUUAUUGUUAAUUUUUAGUUGCGGGUAAUUGAUGAGUGACGACCGCUCGAUGAUGGAUAAGUUUUGUAUUUUAUUCUCUUCUUUGCUUAUAAUUCUAGGUUAUGUAAAUAUCAUAGCAUUGUGCAGUAUUGUCUCAUCUUGUAAGCCAUGAAAUAUACCAUUCUGUUCAUC
Messenger RNA from Tribolium castaneum (red flour beetle), 1055 nucleotides. RefSeq names its product cuticle protein 7-like. Gene Ontology annotation, cellular component: extracellular matrix. NCBI's taxonomy places the organism in Eukaryota, Metazoa, Arthropoda, Insecta, Coleoptera, Tenebrionidae. The record is from RefSeq and is a predicted model, not a curated record. Bases 146 to 706 code for a protein of 186 amino acids. The transcript is spliced from 3 exons.